CAGGUGAGCCAGCUCCCCAGGCCCCAGAGCACUGCUUUCACUGCCCCUGAGAGCCUACCUCCGCUUGUUUCCCUUGCAAAGCAUUUCCCAGGAUACCAGCUGCUCAAGGCCCACGAUGGACUCCCUGAGACUGGCAAAUUCUGCUUUUGCUGUUGACUUGUUCAAACAGCUAUGUGAAAAGGAGCCCACGGGAAACCUUCUCUUCUCUCCAAUAUGUCUCUCUACUUCCCUGUCACUUGCUCAAGUAGGUACCAAAGGUGACACAGCAAAUGAAAUUGGACAGGUUCUUCAUUUUGAGAAUGUCAAAGAUGUACCCUUUGGGUUUCAAACAGUCACUUCGGAUGUAAAUAAGCUCAGUUCCUUUUACUCUUUGAAGCUAAUCAAGCGACUCUACAUAGACAAAUCUCUGAACCCUUCUACAGAAUUUAUCAGUUCUACAAAAAGGCCAUAUGCAAAAGAAUUGGAAACUGUCGACUUCAAAGAUAAACUGGAAGAAACGAAAGGUCAAAUUAACAGCUCUAUUAAGGAGCUCACAGAUGGCCAUUUUGAGAACAUUUUGUCGGAGAACAGUAUAAGCGACCAGACCAAAAUCCUCAUGGUUAAUGCCGCCUACUUUGUUGGAAAGUGGAUGAAAAAAUUUCCUGAAUCAGAAACAAAAGAAUGUCCGUUCAGAGUCAACAAGACAGACACCAAACCAGUACAAAUGAUGAAUCUAGAGGCCACGUUCUGUUUGGGCAACAUUGAUGAGAUCAACGCUAAGAUCAUAGAACUUCCCUUCCAGAAUAAGCAUCUCAGUAUGCUCAUUGUGCUACCCAAGGAUGUGGAGGAUGAGUCCACAGGCCUGGAAAAGAUUGAAAAGCAGCUCAACCCAGACACACUGUUGCAGUGGACCAACCCCAGCACCAUGGCCAAUGCCAAAGUCAAACUCUCUCUCCCAAAGUUUAAGGUGGAAAAGAUGAUUGAUCCCAAGGCUAGUCUGGAAAGGCUGGGUCUGAAAAGUCUCUUCGAUGAAAACACAUCUGAUUUCUCUGGCAUGUCAGAGACCAAGGGAGUGACCCUAUCAAAUGUGAUUCACAGGGUAUGCCUAGAAAUAACCGAAGAUGGUGGCGAGUCCAUUGAGGUGCCAGGAUCCCGAAUCUUACAGCACAAGGAUGAAUUCAAUGCUGACCACCCAUUUAUCUAUAUCAUUAGACACAACAAAACACGAAACAUCAUUUUCUUUGGCAAAUUCUGUUCUCCUUAAGUGGCAGGGUCCCGCUAAGUCUCAGGUAACUUGUCUGGAGUUGCAGAUCUCUGUAAACUUUGUAUGCAAUCACUUUCUAUACAAUAAAUUGUUAAUUUUGCGGAAUCAGGAAGCAGCUGGUACUUGUCAUGUGUAGCCUUCAUACUAACAGACACUUCUUUUCCAAUUCUUCCUUGUUUUUCUUUGUCAAAGAAAAUGGCACAUGUUUGUAAUGAAAGGGAAUCACCUUAGCAAAGAAUGUGUGUUUUUCAUUUGUCAAAGAUCUAGAACCACUCACAAAAAUGUAGUCUUCCACAAAGAAAUUCCUGUAAGGAUGACGUGGAGGACAUUAUCCUCAGAACUUUGCCUUUCUUCACUGAGAUGAAGAAUGUUCCAUACAUUUUCACCAUUUUAAAGCCUUGAGAAACUCUAGAGUAUGGGGCCCACGAGAGUACCCUGUCACUAUGCUGUGGUUCUGGAAGUCUUCAUAUUAAACCCUGAGAAACAGUUUUUUCAGGAUCUUAAUGGGAGAUUUUAGAAAGAUGGCAUGUUGUAAAUACUAUAUAUUAUGGAACUCCAAAAAUAGGGUCUGGAAUAUUAAUACUUUAAUAUUUUUGCUAAAAAGCAUAGGUUAUUCACACAAAACAAGUACAUAAGGAUAGUUCACAAAUGAUCAAUAUUUCUGAAAAAUGAAUAAGUUGUCAGCUCAUGGAAACACUUUGCAGAGCAUUCUAGAUCUUUGGAGUAUUGGAUAAAGUUCUGGGCCCAUUUUAGCUGAAGACUAAGACCCUAGGGGGAAGCUUAGCUUUUACAAAAAUUGGCUUUUGUUUCUCCUAGCUGCCCCAUCUGGUCAUUUGGGUGGUAUGACUGCUGGCAGGGCUUCUAGCCAGAUCACAGGGUUCUUCACACCUCCAACACCAGUGUCUUGAGAUCUCCAGGGAUUCUCUUGAUGAUAAGAGAGUUUGUGACUGUUUAAGGAACUUUCUUUUUUUGUCUAAUGUGGCAGUGGGAAAAGGAAGGGAUCCCAAACCUCCAGAAAACAAAAGCAAAACUAUUUAAGUACUCAUCAUGUGUGGGAAUAUGUUUCUUUUUUUUUAAAUCUGGCUGUUGGAUAACAGUUUGUAAUCUACACACAUAGUUUAUUAAUGGUUCUGAUAAAUUAGUUAUGUUGCAACCCAACCUAAUGUUUUAACUCACCCCCAGAAGGAAAUAUUUGCUGUGGUUUUUCUUAUAUGCCUCCCCUUUUCCAAUUCAUUGCCGUUUAUUGUAAAUAAUUUUUUUCUUCCGAAGGUUCAGUGGUGACUUUUUUUCUGUGCUAUUGACAAUAAAGUAUUAUUGAAUUGUG
Messenger RNA from Microtus oregoni (creeping vole), 2567 nucleotides. It is a transcript of the gene Serpinb5, whose product is annotated as serpin family B member 5. NCBI's taxonomy places the organism in Eukaryota, Metazoa, Chordata, Mammalia, Rodentia, Cricetidae. The transcript has 7 exons. The record is from RefSeq and is a predicted model, not a curated record. Gene Ontology annotation, biological process: negative regulation of endopeptidase activity. Bases 116 to 1243 code for a protein of 375 amino acids. Gene Ontology annotation, molecular function: serine-type endopeptidase inhibitor activity.